AUGCCGGGCUGCCGCAUCAGUGCCUGCGGCCCGGGGGCCCAGGAAGGGCCGGCAGAACCCGGGUCCCCGCCGCCGCCACCCCGGGAGUCCCUGCCAUCUCCCCAGCUCCCGCCGCCCCCAACUCCGACCUUGACCCCGGCGUCAUCGCAGCCCGAAGCGGCCCAGGGGUCUGCAGCAGGCGCGGCCGAGGGGCAGGAGCUGCAGCGCUGGCGCCAGGGCCCUAGCGCGGGCGCGGGGGUCACCGGGCCGGCAGGGAGCGCGAGCGGCGGCCCGGGCACAGCGGCGGCGGCGGGGCCGGGGGGUCGCGCGCUGGAGCUGGCCGAAGCAAGGAGGCGGCUGCUGGAGGUGGAGGGCCGCCGGCGCCUGGUGUCGGAGCUGGAAAGCCGCGUACUGCAGCUGCACCGGGUCUUCCUGGCGGCCGAGCUACGCCUGGCGCACCGCGCCGAGAGCCUGGGCCGCUUGAGCGGCGGCGUGGCGCAGGCCGAGCUCUACCUGGCAGCGCACGGGUCGCGCCUCAAGAAGGGCUCCCGCCGCGGCCGCCGGGGCCGCCCGCCAGCGCUGCUCGCCUCGGCGCUCGGCCUGGGUAGCUGCGUGCCCUGGGGAGCCGGGCGCCUGCGGCGAGGACACGGCCCAGAGCCCGAGUCGCCCUUCCGCCGCAGCCCGCCCCGCGGACCCGCCUCUCCCCAGCGCUGA
Ochotona curzoniae (black-lipped pika) is the source of this 693-nucleotide messenger RNA. RefSeq names its product TMF1 regulated nuclear protein 1 (gene TRNP1). Gene Ontology annotation, cellular component: nucleus. Gene Ontology annotation, biological process: regulation of cell population proliferation. Gene Ontology annotation, molecular function: DNA binding. Lineage: Eukaryota; Metazoa; Chordata; Mammalia; Lagomorpha; Ochotonidae. The record is from RefSeq and is a predicted model, not a curated record. Bases 1 to 693 code for a protein of 230 amino acids. The transcript has a single exon.